This is a messenger RNA of Paramisgurnus dabryanus, 7689 nucleotides long. RefSeq names its product HECT, C2 and WW domain containing E3 ubiquitin protein ligase 2a (gene hecw2a). Gene Ontology annotation, biological process: ubiquitin-dependent protein catabolic process; regulation of dendrite morphogenesis; protein ubiquitination. NCBI's taxonomy places the organism in Eukaryota, Metazoa, Chordata, Actinopteri, Cypriniformes, Cobitidae. Gene Ontology annotation, cellular component: cytoplasm. The record is from RefSeq and is a predicted model, not a curated record. Gene Ontology annotation, molecular function: ubiquitin protein ligase activity; protein binding.
CUAAAUAAACUUUUGAACCACUGCUCAAGAAAACAAUAGGCCUAAUAUGUUUCAAGCUUUUGUUAUUAAAUGUAAAUUACAUCUUUGAGAUCAUUUAAAUGAGAUCUGCAUAAAUCUCUACUAUACAGGAUUAUAUACACGUCUAUUACCAAGUGUAUUAACAUGUUAUUUCUCAUACAUCUCCAUGGUGUCUGCAGGACAGGUAUUUCCCAACAGCACCAGUCCAUCACUUUCACCGCCUCCAGCUCUGUUACUGGUGGUGCGGUCCGCUUUAUAGCUGCGUUAUAACCACCGUGUGCGGAGCUGCGUGCGCGCGCUGCGGGGAGAGAGAGAGACACGGGCGAUCCGAACCGGGCGGUCACGUCCACAGGGAAACCAACCGUCGUUGUCAGGUCUAAUUACACCAGUCGUUGAAAAAAAGCUGUCAGUGCCGUAUAGCUUUGGAAGAUUCGGGAUUUUUUUUCAGGAUGCUCAUCUCUCAACCUGUGCAGCGGGGAAAUAUCCCGCCAAUCGUGAUUUUGGGUUCGGGCUGGUGUUAAAAAUCUCGCUUCAGUGGAUGAAAAGGCCCUGAUAGAUCGGCGCAUCGCAGACAGCGGGAAAGUGAGGAAAUACCGAUAAAAUAUCAUAACCAACGCGCCACAGCACGCAUUCGCCUUUCGGUGUUUUGAUGCGCAAGGUUCUAAAGACUCAUACUGUGUGGUAUUUGAAUUAAAGUUAUAUUCAUUUUCAUUGUGUAUUUAUAGACAGAUCAUUUUGACAGUAUCCUCUUGGGAGGACUGGGAUUGUGUUUGCUAACCGAAACCCAGUGGCCAAUCAAUAAAAAUAACUCAGCUUUAAGAUUCAUUAAAGAUUAAUUAAAUACCUUAUUCUCAAAUCGUUGAGGUCAAUAGCCAUUUUCAAAGAGUUCUUUUAAAGAGGUCUUUUACAGGUCACUUCAAGUGUAAGCCAGGAUUCUUCCUGCAUUGGUUUCUGUGUUGUAAACCUCUGAGCUCUAGAUAAGGUCAGGUUUCUUACCCCCUCCAAACCUGCCCACUCCAUAGCUGUGAUCCCAUACAUUUGCAACCAUUCGCCCCUCUCUUGCCACAGCAGUUCUCCCAUCCAGGCCCCGCUCCAACCAGGCGCCAAGCAUGGCGCCCCAGGGGCGGGAUCACCUGGUCACACGGGAGUCUGCAGCUCGUAGACGAAGCCCAAAUGUCCGUCACACGCUCAGCCCUGAGAAUCUAAGAAGCUUAACUGAGCGCGGCGGGCCCGAGCAGGCUGGAGUGGGACUCCUCAGAGCCAACAGUGACACGGAUCUGGUUAGUUCUCAAGGGCGUUCAUCGCUCACAGCAUCUACUUUGGAAUUCACCAUGGGCCGGGGACAGAACUUGGUCAUCUCAUGGGAUAUCAAGGAAGAGGUGGAUGCUACAGACUGGAUUGGGCUGUAUCACAUAGAUGAAACUUGUCCAUCAAACAUGUGGGAUUGCAAGAAUCGUGGAGUUAAUGGUUCACAGUGUGGUCACAUUGUCUGGAGACUGGAGGCAGGGUCAUACUUCCAGGAACCUGAGACAAGGAUCUGUUUUAAGUACUACCAUGGCGUGAGUGGUGCAUUGAGAGCCACAACUCCCUGUAUCACAGUCAAGAACCCCAGAGCUUCGGCUGAUGGUCAAGGUGACGGACAACAGACCUCGGACAGCAGUCGAAAACUGGUCAGCUUUACUUUGUCAGAUAUUCGUGCUGUGGGGCUGAAGAAGGGAAUGUUUUUCAAUCCAGACCCUUAUCUAAAGAUGAGUAUUCAUCCAGGCAAGAGAAGCUGCUAUCCGACCUUUUCCCAUCAUGGCCAGGAGAGAAGAUCUGGCAUCACGACAAACACUACUAACCCCAUUUGGCAUGGAGAGAAACAUACUUUUGUGGCUCUUAUGACAGAUGUCUUAGUAGUAGAAGUUAAGGACAAGUUUGCUAAAAGUCGACCGAUUAUUAAGCGCUUUCUGGGUCAGCUGAACAUGCCGGUACAGAUGCUGCUGGAGAAACACGCAUCAGGGAACCAAUCACUGAGCUUCUCUUUGUGCCGACGGUUGCCCACUGAUCAUGUGAGCGGCCAAAUGCACUUUAAGGUCGAUGUUACAUCUAUGGGCCCAGAUGACAUUUCCCCAGAGACGAUUCUUGGGGCAGCAGCUCUCAAUGGAGCUCCAGGAACCCCUUCAGAUGACGAAGACCUACCGCACCCUCUCCCGGUCCAGUCAGCAGACCCUUCCCCCACAGGCUCCCAGGCUUCUCAUAGAAACGGGGAAGGAAGCAGCAUACCCUCUCCAGACACAGAGAUCUAUGGUGCCACUCUGGACGACGAGGCCCCUUCUUCCCCUGACUUGCUCCAAGGUUCUUUCAGCGAGCAGCUUGAUGCCAUUGAGGCCCCUAAAGGGCCAGGAGAGAGGCCUCUUGGGGCAGCAUCUCCUAAAUUGCACUCCAGCUUUCCUACACACACUCGUCUUAGCGCCAUGCUACACAUUGACUCAGAUGAAGAUGAGGAGAGGUCCGGAGCUACGGAGGCCACAUCGGUAACAUUUAACGGUUACCCAAAGACUCUACUGCCAGGGAAAAUGAAAGUACCUGUGCCUAAAGGAACUAUAGGGAAACCUCCAGGAGAGGCUGGGUCGAAGUGUGAAAAUGUUGAAACUGAGGUGGCUCCUGAGAUGGAGGUGAUGCCGAGUUCAGUGGCCCCUGAGGUGGAAACCGCCAGCCUGCUGGAGAAGCAUGUGGAGGAGGAAGUGGAGGUAGAGGAGGAGGAAGAGGGGCUGGCACCCAGUGAAGAGCUGGCAACCGAAGUCGAUAUCUCCUCAAUGGCAUCUGACAGCUGUGUGGUCCCAGCAUCUGCUUCUCAGGAGGCAGAACAGGGAGCUGAGGCAGCCAUUGAUCCAGGAGGAGAAGAUCUUUCAGAUGACCCGCCCACAACUUAUGAGGUUGCUGAGACUGUUGAGGAGACUCCUCCAACCAAUGAGAUAGAGAGGGUUGUGCCACAACCAACCAAUGAAGAGGAAGAAUGUGAAGAUGUGACUGAGGACACGAUGUCCAGAAGAUGGAGUCUGGAGGCGACAGCAGGUGUGUCACAGGAGGACGAGGAAGAGGAGUUAAUGCAUUCAGGGGAUGGAGAAUCUGUGGAUUCGGAGACUUUCGUUACAGAGACAGAAUCAGGUGUCCCUCAGAUAAAUGGAGAUGUUCGCUCUUUGCCCUCCAUAAGACAGGACAUCCACAGAUACCAGCGUGUGGACGAGCCCCUACCUCCCAACUGGGAGGCUCGUAUCGACAGUCAUGGCCGUAUCUUCUUUGUGGAUCAUGUGAAUCGCACAACGACCUGGCAGAGACCCACAGACCCACCUGCUCCUCAAGGUCUCACCCGUUCCAGCUCCAUACUGCAGAUGGAGCAACUCAACCGCAGGUAUCAGAGCAUUCGUAGGACAAUGACCAGUGAAAGAUCUGAGGAGCAGAGAGUGGAGGAACCAUCUCCUGAUGAAACAGAUAUGUUACCUAACUCUAUCUCUGAAUUUCGGAGGGACAGCUUGGUGGGUCAAGCGAGCGCACGUUCUCGUCUAGCUUUGCUUCUUCAGUCACCCGGUGCAAAGUUCCUCUCUAGUCCUGACUUCUUUUCUGUACUGCAUUCAAAUCCUAGUGCCUAUCGUAUGUUCACAAGUAACACAUGUCUGAAGCACAUGAUCAGUAAGGUUCGGCGGGACGCCCAGCACUUCGAACGUUACCAGCACAACCGAGACCUUGUCAAUUUCCUUAAUUUGUUUUCCAACAAGCAGCUGGAGCUACCACGGGGCUGGGAGAUGAAACAUGACCAAACUGGCAAGCCUUUCUUUGUAGACCACAACUGUCGUGCCACAACGUUUAUUGACCCGCGGCUGCCCCUACAGAACUCUCGUUCUAGCGGCCUGUUGGCUUACAGACAGCACCUGUCCCGCCAGCGCAGCCACAGCACAGGAGACGUUGCUGAUGAGUCUCGCUCUCCAAGCCCACCUGUCCAGGGCCGGUCAUCCAAUAACUUUGGUGGUUCAAGGAACAGUCAGUACCAAGACCUGGUACCUGUUGCCUAUAAUGAGAAGAUUGUCGCAUUUCUACGACAACCCAACAUUUUUGAGAUUCUGCAAGAGAGACAACCAGAGCUUGUAAGAAAUCACUCGCUCAGAGAAAAAGUUCAGUUUAUUCGUAAUGAAGGAGCAUCUGGGUUGGCCCGCUUGUCUAGUGAUGCAGACCUAGUUAUGUUACUCAGCCUGUUUGAAGAGGAAGUGAUGUCGUAUGUGCCACCCAAUGCCUUACUGCUAUCCAGCUACUGUCAUGCCUCCCCACAGAACUCCCCUGGAACUCCAAGAGCAAAUGCUCGAGCCCCUGCACCCUACAAGCGUGAUUUUGAGGCCAAAUUAAGAAACUUUUAUCGCAAACUGGAGACCAAGGGCUACGGGCAAGGGCCAGGAAAAGUGAAGUUGAUCAUUAGGAGAGAUCAUCUGCUGGAAGAUGCUUUCAACCAGAUCAUGUGCUAUUCCCGCAAAGACCUUCAGAAGAGCAAGCUGUAUGUUAGCUUUGUUGGAGAAGAAGGGUUGGAUUAUAGUGGUCCAUCCAGAGAGUUCUUCUUCCUGGUUUCCCGUGAGCUCUUUAAUCCAUACUAUGGACUGUUCGAAUACUCCGCUAAUGACACUUACACUGUGCAGAUCAGCCCCAUGUCAGCCUUUGUGGACAACCAUCAUGAGUGGUUUCGAUUCAGCGGACGCAUACUGGGUCUUGCUUUAAUUCAUCAGUAUCUGUUGGAUGCGUUCUUCACCCGACCCUUCUACAAAGGUCUUCUUCGUAUCCCUUGUGAUCUGAGUGACCUGGAGUUUCUGGACGAGGAGUUUCAUCAGAGUCUGCAGUGGAUGAAGGACAAUGAUAUUGAGGAUAUGCUGGACCUUACCUUUACGGUUAAUGAAGAAGUAUUUGGACAGAUUACAGAGCGUGAGCUGAAGCCGGGCGGGUCUGGCAUCCCUGUGUCAGACAAGAACAAGAAGGAAUAUAUUGAACGCAUGGUGAAAUGGAGGAUUGAGAGGGGUGUGGCCCAACAGACAGAGAGUCUUGUUCGAGGAUUCUAUGAGGUGGUGGAUGUCCGACUCGUCUCUGUCUUUGAUGCUCGAGAGCUGGAGCUGGUUAUUGCUGGGACAGCAGAGAUUGACCUGUCAGACUGGAGAAACAAUACAGAAUACAGAGGAGGUUACCAUGACAACCACAUAGUGAUUCGAUGGUUCUGGGCUGCAGUGGAACGUUUCAAUAAUGAACAAAGGCUACGACUUCUUCAGUUUGUUACAGGCACUUCCAGUGUUCCCUAUGAAGGCUUUGCCUCUCUGCGGGGCAGUAAUGGCCCACGUCGAUUCUGCGUGGAGAAAUGGGGCAAGGUCACCUCACUCCCACGGGCUCACACCUGCUUCAACCGUCUGGAUCUUCCUCCCUACCCCUCCUUUUCUAUGCUUUAUGAAAAGAUGGUCACUGCUGUGGAGGAGACCAGCACAUUUGGUCUGGAGUGAGCUACCGUCAUAGCAAAAGUGCUACUGAAUAUUUUUUUCCAGUUCACCACAACCUGGCUCCCCAUGCAGCCAUUUACCUCCACCUUCCUGGAGCUUUUGUGUCGUCCUCACACUUCUAAUAUCAUUUGGUGAAAGUCUACACAUCUGGAAUAUAUGCGAUCAAAUGACUUAUCUGGAGAAGUGCCAACUCCUGAUCCUUACGUUAUGAACUUAGUACUGAAUGCCAACUUUGAUAAUUGUAUUUUAAUCCACACAAUGAAAGACUUACAAACCUACAUAGUCACAGACAUCAGAGCUGGAGUCUUGAUCAUUUAGUUUUAGGCAUGGUUUUAGAUUAUGGACUGGUCAAAAUCAAUGCAUUUGGUUUAAAUUUGAAAAGAGACUGUGGUCCUGAGAAAACUGUGUUCAUAAAAGUCCAACGAUGCUAAAUUACAGUAAUAUAGUCACUUUGAUAGGCGGUUUUAUGUCUCCACGUUUUCAGGCAUAAACCAAUGAUGAUUAUUGCUGCAGUUAUUGUCAGUUUUUUUAGUCAAGAUGGACUUUUACAUGGCUCCGUUUUUGGAGGUUUAACUGCUGAGAAGGAUUUCUACUUGGGGUUUUGGUUUUAAAGGUCUUAUUCAGAGUUUGGCUAUUGGUUAGGUUCUGGGUUGAAAGAAUUAUUGAUCUUGACUGCAGCUCUGAAACCACAUCAACUCAAUUUUGUCCACAAUAACAAGCAAAUGAAAUGCACACAAAAACACUCAGACAGCAUGCAUACCCUCUUACUGUGAUCCUUGCACCAAAUGUAGUUAUGAUAGCGUAGAAACUAAAGAUCUGGACUAGUAACCCAAAGACCCUGGGUUCACACCUUGGGAAGGGUGAUCUAUGAACUAGUGUUCAUGAAUCAACAUUUUACCUUUGAGCAAGGCAUUUAUCCCAAGUUCCAGAGUGAUUGUAAAUGUAUCCUAAAUGACUUUGGUUAGAAAGCUUUUUGGUGUCUACUUAACAACGAAACACUAACAAAUAUCAACACUCUACACUACUUUGUACCACACAUAUUUUUAAUUCACCAUUCAACCUGCUUCUCUUAUGCACAAAAAUACUUAAAACAACAACUGUGAAUGUAGAAACACUGAUCACCAAUGUGUGCAAGUUUAACAAAUAUAUGCGCAUGAAGGAGGUAUAAUAAGACUUGGGAUUUGAGCUUUAAUAAUAGGGAAAACAUUGUGGUGACAGACACAAACAGUGGCCUUGAAAUUAUAUUUAUGGUUAGGCAAGUCCAUUAACCAGGGAAGCAAUAGUUAUACUACUGAUUGUGUAACUUGGUGGAAAACAAGUAGCUAUUUUUUAUUCUGCUAUGGCAAAACAAAGGACAGUCAAAGAAAAGAGAAACAGAUGAAAAAUAAGAUUGCUAACUUAACUGUUUUAGCAUGUUCAGGGGGCAGCAAGCCAAACUGUUACACACAAGUUAUGAAGUGUUUUAGAAAUAUCUCUUCAUAACUUAAUAAGGAAACAAUCUGUCACCAGGAAUUGUCCAUUUAUGGAAUCACAGAUCGGAACUUCUCACUGAAAUGUUUAAUGAUGAUGAUUAAUGUUUAGUUCUUCAUUUAUGGGUGACAAGUUGAACACCUGGUUUACAGACAUACAAUUUCUCUCUUUGUUAUUUGUCUGUGGUCCACUCCCCAAGCCCACACACAAACACAUACACAAGCAAUACAAAAAAAUCAUGCAUUUACAACACACAAAUACUUUUCUGGGUAAAAACAAGGAUCCUAGGAUUUGGAUUUCUCUCAAAAUUGCUCCUUUAUGUAAUUGAUCUUUGGAUAAAAUAAUGCAUGCUGGGUCGAAAAAGCAGUACCUGAGUUUGACCCUUAGAUGGCGUUGUGUCAUAGCUUGAUAAUGCAUGCUGGAAUUAGUUAAACAACAGGAAUCCAGAUUAGUUUUAUUUGCAUGAGGAGUUGCUGUUAAUCAGCGGCGGGGUGAGAUUCGGGGACAAAACUAAUAAAUGUGUCACUUCCAUACUUUUCAAAAAUCAUCUGUGCUGUUAUUUAAACUUUAUGGUUUAUUGAUUGUGUAAAAUGCUGAUGAAAGAGCCACCACUUGACUACAGUUGUUGAACCUGCAUGUGUUUCAUGAUGUGUUCAUAUUUGUAUAUAGCUGUAAUAUAUGUGUCAGUCUUGUCCUG